AUGGUGUCUACUUGUGUGAACUUUAAGACCAAUACACAUAUAACAUACUUGAGGAAAGACAAUAUUUUUCAUCAAGAUAAUGGUUUUCUAGGUGAGAGAAUCAAAGUGGGGGUGAAUUACAGUCCAUGGAUUAUUAAUCAGAUGGAAAUAUGUUUGAAAACCAAAGAGAGGGUUAAGAAGUUAAAACAUGGUGUUGUGUCUGCUGUUCUUACAUCAAAUGAUGCCACUGAGUCUAAGACAUUUCAGGUUCCAUCUUUUUUGAGAAGAAAAGCUGACCCUAAAAAAGUUGUUUCCAUCAUAUUGGGAGGAGGUCCUGGUGUUCAACUUUUUCCUCUUACCAAACGAGCUGCUACACCAGCUGUUCCUGUUGGUGGAUGCUACAAGCUUAUAGACAUUCCAAUGAGCAACUGCAUCAACAGUGGCAUCAACAAAGUAUUUGUAUUGACACAAUUCAACUCGGCAUCACUAAACCGUCAUAUCUCUCGCACCUAUUUUGGAAAUGGCAUCAACUUUGGAGAUGGAUAUGUAGAGGUUCUUGCGGCUACUCAAACACCGGGAGAAUCCGGGAAGAAUUGGUUUCAAGGAACAGCAGAUGCUGUGAGGCAAUUUACAUGGGUAUUUGAGGAUGCAAAGAACACAAACAUUGAGAAUGUAAUAAUCUUGCCUGGAGAUCAUCUAUACAGAAUGGAUUACAUGGAUCUUGUGCAGAGUCACAUAGACAGAAAUGCAGAUAUAACAGUAUCAUGCGCUGCUGUUGGUGACAGCCGGGCAUCAGAUUAUGGAUUAGUCAAAGUAGAUAGCAGAGGCCGCAUCAUCCAAUUUUCAGAAAAACCUAAGGGAGCUGAUCUUAAAGCAAUGCAAGUAGAUACCUCUCUAUUUGGAUUGUCACCUCAAGAUGCAAUAACGUCGCCUUUUAUUGCAUCUAUGGGGGUUUACGUAUUCAAGACCGAUGUUUUACUCAAGCUUCUAAAAUGGAGGUAUCCCACAUCCAAUGACUUUGGAUCUGAAAUCAUUCCAGCAUCAGUGAAGGAAUACAAUGUCCAAGCGUUCUUUUUCGGAGACUAUUGGGAAGACAUUGGAACAAUACAAUCAUUUUACGAUGCUAACAUGGCUCUUACCGAAGAGAGCCCAAUGUUCAAAUUUUAUGAUCCCAAGACACCUAUUUUCACUUCUCCAAGAUUCUUACCACCAACAAAGAUUGAUAAAUGCAGGAUUGUGGAUGCAAUAAUCUCACAUGGCUGUUUCCUGAGAGAAUGUAGUGUGCAACACUCCAUUGUGGGUGAACGUUCACGUUUGGAUUAUGGCGUUGAACUCAAGGACACUAUAAUGAUGGGAGCAGACUCUUACCAAACCGAAUCCGAAAUUGCUUCUGAGCUGGCAGAGGGAAAGGUUCCCAUUGGAAUUGGAAGGAACAGCAAAAUCAGGAAGUGUAUAAUAGACAAGAAUGCUAGGAUUGGGAAAGAUGUCAUCAUCAUGAACAAAGAUGGUGUUCAAGAAGCAGAUAGACCUGGUGACGGUUUUUACAUCCGAUCAGGAAUCACAAUUAUAAUGGAGAAGGCAACAAUAGAAGACGGCGCUCUCAUAUAG
Molecule: messenger RNA, 1587 nt
Organism: Vicia faba (fava bean)
Lineage: Eukaryota; Viridiplantae; Streptophyta; Magnoliopsida; Fabales; Fabaceae
Source: the annotation of a GenBank genome assembly